AUGGAUGGGCCAGCAUCAGAAGGUGGAAUGGUAGGAGCGAAACGAAUGAAUGAUCGUAUAACUGAAUUCAUAAUCCUCGAACGAUGCCCAACAUGUCGAUAUUAUGGUGGCAAUACUCUUGAAUUACUGUUUUGGGCACUUCUUGAAAUAUUUACAUAUGCAUUAGCACCGUUAUCAGCACUUAUCGCUUUAGUUCAUGUCGACUUAGAAUGGUUAUUUCCAUAUUUAGCAAUACGUCUAAUGCUUCCAGGAUUCUUAUUUGUUGGACCUAUUUUUUUCACUAUAAAUACUUCUACCUCUACUAUGUAUAGUAUCACCUCAUCUGUGAAACAGUCAACUUUAAAUUCAUUUAAGUUCUCAUAUACUGUUUAUUGGAUUAUUGAUCUCGCCAUUGAUGUUCAACAAGUCUCGGAAGAUCUACUAAAUAUGGAUGUGUGGAAGCGAUGCCUUUGGGCCAGCACUCUAUUAAUUGCUAAUAUUUACGCCCUGUUGCUAACAUCUGUUGUUUUACAACUUAUUUAUUAUCAACAUUAUAUCAUUAUCGAGGAAAAUGUGUGUUUGUUGCGACAUUAA
Molecule: messenger RNA, 573 nt
Organism: Thelazia callipaeda (thelaziosis nematode)
Lineage: Eukaryota; Metazoa; Nematoda; Chromadorea; Rhabditida; Thelaziidae
Source: the annotation of a GenBank genome assembly